Leptosia nina is the source of this 804-nucleotide messenger RNA. The record is from the annotation of a GenBank genome assembly. Lineage: Eukaryota; Metazoa; Arthropoda; Insecta; Lepidoptera; Pieridae.
AUGGACCGGUGCACAAUCCUACUAUUUCUUUGUUUAGUCGUGAACAGCUUCUUACCGUCGCUCAGUUUUUGGGGACCGCCUGGACCGCCUGGACCCCAAGGACCGCAGGGUUACCAAGGGCCAAGGGGAUACCAAGGACCAACGGGUUACGAAGGGCAGCCCGGUCCCCGUGGUCCACCCGGUCCUCUAGGGUUUCCGGGGCCUACUGGACAUCGCGGACCGUCCGGCCCUCCCGGACCCUCUGGACCUUCCGGAAGCCCCGGACCGUCCGGGCCUCCCGGACCGCCCGGUCCUCCCGGGCAGCCUGGUCUCGCAACGCCACGCUUGAAAGUAGGGAAAGGUGAUGAAUUCGAAUCGCUAGCAAAUCAGAUAAUAGCUAGUGACGAAGCCUAUCUCAACUACUGCAACAAGAAUAAGAACAGCGUACAAGAAAUCUACGGCGACGACUCAUAUAUGCUGAUAUACUCUGUACCAGGUUUCAAAGGUGCUAAUGUGAAUGUUAAGAUAAAACAUACUCUAAUCAGCGUGGUCGCCAUUGAAGCUGGGAAAGAAUUCAAAGACAUGAGAAUCCUACCUAGCAUGGUGAAUACCACUGCGGCUGCGUGGUAUGUGAAUGGUGAAACAAUUAGAAUGCUUCUUCCGUACAAAAUUCGCCUUAACCAGGAGAUGCCGAAGGUCUGUCAGACUAUCGAUGACAACGUGAAAGAUGUGCAAGAAAUGCCAGAUGUUUCGAAUUUGGAGAGACAGAAUCCACACGGCUAUGCCGUUCCGAAUUUCUCGCCGAAAACAAAAGGUCACAGUUAA